Messenger RNA from Catharus ustulatus (Swainson's thrush), 3185 nucleotides. It is a transcript of the gene OLFML1, whose product is annotated as olfactomedin like 1. NCBI's taxonomy places the organism in Eukaryota, Metazoa, Chordata, Aves, Passeriformes, Turdidae. The record is from RefSeq and is a predicted model, not a curated record. The transcript is spliced from 3 exons. The coding region runs from base 269 to 1453 and encodes 394 amino acids. Gene Ontology annotation, biological process: signal transduction.
CUGAUCACAGGAUCACAAACUGAGAAGCAGUCAUCUGGCUCCUAGAAAUAAACACAUUCAGUCCCUCUGCUUUUAGGAAAGCUACUUCCCUUCAUGGUGAAACUCAACAGCCAUUUUAAGUCCUUUUAAUCUUUUCAGCCACAGCAUGUUUGGCUUUUUAGGAAUUUUUAGCAUUUUUUCACUCCAAGUGACGGUAAAUCAGAUCUGACCUUGGGCUGGUGGUGUUUGGGAACUCAUUCAUUGCUCUCCCCCCAAAUUUCCUGGCACCAUGGCAGCCUUGCAAGGGCAUUUGCUGCUGAUUUUUGCAUCCCUGGGAGCAGGGCAGUGCCUGCUGCAGGAUGCAGCCCUGCUGAGCUACAUGGACCAGCGUUUUCUGUCUCUGGAGAAGAGGCUGGAGAAAUGCACCCAGGACGCGCUGGAGUACGCGGAGGAAUUCCGGGAGUUCUCCAGGAUGGUGUUGUCCCGCCUGGCAGGGCUGAGCUCUGGCAAGGCUGAGCUCCAGAGGGAGGUGGAGGGCUUGCUGACAAGGCUUGAGCAUGCACAGAGGGACAUUGACUAUUUGGGAGCCACCAUGGAUUCCAACGCCUGCGUGGAGGUGAACGAGGAGCUGCUGGAGCAGCAGCUGCUGGAAGAGGAGCAAGGGAAGAAGAGGCUCCAACUCCUGCUGAAUGCAAGUUGUGACCAUGUGCUGGCAGGCAUUAGGUCCCUAAAGGUGGUUAGGAAGACUGGAGGAACGCACGGCUCUUGGAUGAAAGACCCUGGCAAAAAGCACUCCAAGAUUUAUUUACUGAGUGGCUCUGUAAAUAAUGUGGUUUUGGAAUUUGCAAACAUCAUGGCUUUCAUGGGAAACAACCAGACCCUGAAGGCUCACAGAGUGCCCCUGCCAUUGCCCUGGGAAGGAACUGGCCAGGUCAUCUACCAGGGCUUCCUCUUCUACCACAGGCACGGCUCCCUGAACGAGAUCAUCAAAUUCAACAUCCAGAAAAGAAAAGUAGUUGGCCAGAUGCGGCUGCCAGGGGCUGGAAGGAUGCCUGCCUACCAGCUCUCUGCCCAGACCAAAAUAGACCUGGCUGUGGAUGAGCAGGGGCUGUGGGCUCUCCAUGCAGAGCCAGAGACCGGGGGGAACAUCGUCAUCACCAAGAUCAAUGCCGAAGCCAUGGCUGUGGAGCACAGCUGGGACACCCCCUGCAGCAGUAGGGAUGCUGAGGCAGCUUUCAUGGCCUGCAACACCCUCCACGUGGUCCACAACUCUCCUUCUGGGGGCUCCUCCCGCAUCCAGUGUGUUUAUGAUCUCCUGGGGGCUCUCAGUGCUCCCACAAACCCAGGGCUGCAGCUCCCAAAGCGCCCAGGGAGCCACUCCACGGUGCAUUACAACCCCAAAGAGAAGCAGCUCUUUGCUUGGGGUGAUGGCUCCCAGAUCAUUUACAAGCUUCACACAGAGAAAAAAGUUUGAAACCUUUAGCAGUUUUCAAAAACCACCAGUCCCAGGUCAACACAGCCAUAAAUGUCUAGUGAAAUCACAUUAUUCCCACCCGUUACGAAUUUCAUCCAUUUUACACAAUUUAAAGCUUAUGCAGCCCAGCAAUCUUCAUGCCCAAUUAAGAAUAUGUGAAGACUCCAUUAAUAUAAAUUUCAUGAUGGCUAAAUACCACACAUGCACACCCUGUCCUGGUUUAGGGCAAAUUUAGGGAGAAAACCUCUGAAUGGGGUCCCUUUAGGAAACAGACCCAAGCAGAGUUUCCCCCAGCUGGCUAGGGGAAAUAUUUCCUUGGAGAGAAGUGGGAAAAAAGGACAGUGGAAAGAGGACAUCCCCUGAGAUUAGUCUUAAAGUCUAAGGUCAAUUUUUAAAAAAAUUAUUAGCCCAUUUCUCACAGGUUGUCUUCCUGUAGAAACUGUUUUCUUCUUCAAUGGAAAUCAAAUCAGAAAUCCUCCCUGCCCCAAACACAGUUUGACAACCUUCACAGCUCUGAGGAUCACUGUAGAAAGCCUUCCAGCAAGCAAUACAAAAUCACAUGCUUCCAGAGAAAUCAGAUAUAAGUUUUAACAGGAGAGGUUUAUUUUACCACAAGAUGUAGGAAUACACCCCCCCCCACAAACAUGGUUUGUAUUUAACACAGAACUCAUAGAACUCACAUCAAGGCCACUGCUACUCAUUAAACUUUUAGAGUAUUCCCAUGAAAAUUCCACAUUUCUUAUCCAUGUAGCUGCACAGACCACUGCUGGUCCUGCCAAAUAUUCACUUUUAUCAGCUUCAAGCCGCCACUCCUCACUGGUUUUUGAGCAUAUCACUGUGUGUGUGCUCCUAGGUGAGCUGCUCUGGAACACACACUGCUUUUAAAGGUUUCACAUGUCAUUCCUUGGUGUUUUUGCUCAUUGGGUUUUUUCACCACCUGUUUGGGAGGCAUUUUCCCCAAUGUUUCAGGUCACUUCCAUGGGUCACAGCAGAAUCUUUCUCAUCCCAUCCUCCACCUCCAGGAAAAGGUGGCUCAGAGGAGCACAACAGGGCAGGUGAGGGCAUGGCACUGCUCACUCCUGGGUUUGGGAGCCACAGAUAAACUCCAGGCAUUUUUGUUUCAAAAAUAAUGUUAAAAAUGUUAAAUAAUGUUUUAAAAAAAUACAGGUGUAGACUGUAUUUUUAUUUAUUUUAACGACAGCUGCAUUUGUCUAAUAGCAAACAAACCAACACACCAAAAAAAAAUCCCCUCUGAAUAACCACAAAUAAUGGUACUUGAAAAGCAAUCCACAGCUGUUGCUACAGCAAACCCAUUUUGUUCAUUGGGCUCAGAGAGCUGUUCUGUUUAAAAAUAGCUUGCAGAGAACAGCCAGAGUCAAGGAAUGGUUCUGAAAAGGAGUCCCAGAGUACAGUUAGGGGUGUAUGGACUGCUGGACUGCACCAGGGAUUCUCUCUGCCUUCAGCAAAAGGAACUUUGUCCUUCUAACAGUCCCAGGCUGGGAGGGAGGAGAGCUGGCACUACUUUCUUGCUUUAACCUGGGUUAAGGGCAGUAAAAAAGUUUAAAAAAAAUUAAAAAUAUAAAAUUAAAGCCUUUUAUUCCUCGUCCGUAAAAUGACAACCAUGUAAAUGCAAAAUGGUAUCAGCCACCUCUGCAAUGCUGUGAGAACUUUCACUGGAAAGGAUGUGUGACUUUCUUUAUUUUAUUUAAGGAAUAAAGUCUUUGGAUAUAAA